Hemicordylus capensis (graceful crag lizard) is the source of this 6297-nucleotide messenger RNA. RefSeq names its product small integral membrane protein 13 (gene SMIM13). The record is from RefSeq and is a predicted model, not a curated record. Lineage: Eukaryota; Metazoa; Chordata; Lepidosauria; Squamata; Cordylidae. The transcript is spliced from 2 exons. The coding region runs from base 561 to 830 and encodes 89 amino acids.
UGUCAGGGAGGGGGAGAAACCACUGUUACUUGAGGAGGGGGGAGUUCCGUCUUUCACCCCCUUCCGCGCGGGAAACAAUGGAACGGUCAGCGCCUGGUGGGAAUGGGAAAUAGUGCGGAAGCCUCACCUCGGCAGUCUACCGUCCAUCAGUUUCCCCUCCUGCAUCUUUGGUCUUUACCUCUGCUAAAGCCCUAGGGCCUUUCCCUACCCGUCUCCCAGAUUUUAAGCUGUUAUUUUCUAGGUCGCUAUCAGUUUUAACCCUUAAGAUCAUCCCCUGUUCUUCUUAACGCUGCUUCUUUCUCCUUUGGAACUCUCUGCUUCUUGAUUGCUUGCUAGAAGCCUGGGAAGGGGAAAGUAAUCGCCGUCGAGAUUUGCAGUGUCGUCUCUCCUGUUCCCACGAGUCGGACAGUUUUCCUAUUGCAGUGAAAUCAGCUCUCCUUCCUCUGUUCGCUCACUCCGCUGUGGUGAGUAGUGAUGUUGUCACCUCACUCCUCCUCCUCCCUUCCGGUAACUAAAUGGAAUGGUGAAGACCGAAGAAGCCCCAGCUUUUAACUGCGAAAAUGUGGCAAAGCAUUGGCCUGACACUGUUGGUAAUUGUGGCCACGCUGGCUUGCGUGCUGCUCUUCAUGCUUUGCGGUUGGUAUGUUGUCUGGCAGCUGUUCUUAUCCAAAUUCAAGUUUUUACGAGAGCUGAUAGGAGACACGGGAUCUCAACAAGGGGAUAAUGAAAUCACUGAGCCAGAAGCUGAGCAGGAUGUGCCACCUACUCCACAGAGGAGUAGACCGAAAUCGACCCGGCAGCGAAGAGGACCCACUGAAGAUGCACCUUAAGGUGGUCCUUGGGACUACUGGACAGUCCUCAAGCAAACUGGCAAAUAUGUCUGUGAUUCAGUGGUCUGGUUCUACUGAAAUGCUGAAUGAAGAAAACCAAAUAACUGUGAAUUCCUUUACUCUUGGGAUGUAACUAUAUGCUACAUCAAAGAUUCAGACAAAAAUUGAAUGGAGAGCGAGGUGGAACUGGGAAAUGGAGGAGGGGUUAACAGAAGGAAAGGCCUCCCACAUUUUCUGGGAGUGGAGUUGGCAGGAAAUCAUGCUGCUGUGUCUGUUCCUUGAUGGAUAGGUCUAGCUUUUUGCACCAGUGUGAAUGUGAUAAGCUUUUCAGAAUUGAAAUGGUUUACUGACAACUUUUACAGGACUGCAACUGAUUGCAGCUAGUCUUUUAAGAAAUGAAAUCUAGCCUUCAUUUAUAACUUUUAAUGUAGAAAUAUGUGUAUUCCUUGGGCCUUAAUCUGUGGAUGCCAUGAUGUUCUGCUUCAGAAUGGUCUGAGAAUGGUUCCUUCUUCCCCACCACUCACGGGAGAAAAUCAGCGUUAGGCUCACAUGAAGGCUUUCAUGACUUCAUUAAACAUAACUGAAGAAUGAAACUGGGCAUUUUGGUUUCACUGCAUGAGUUUUCAGGUUUAAAAAAAAACACCCCAAACCUGAACAUCUUGCCAGAGGGGUGUGUGUGUGUCUCUGUCUCUCAUCAAGGCCUUUCUGUUUUCUGAAAACAGGGGAAAGGAGCAUCUGUUACAAACACUUAUUCUAUGAAAUGUUUUGAAAAGGAACUUAAACGUAAAUAGUUGACUUUUACAAUGGAACCCCCCCCCCUUUUUUUUGCAUUCUUUGCACCAAAGUAAUUGAAACUAGUUACAUUGUUCUGACAAAGCUCUGAGGACAGCUUUAGUGAUAAUUAUUGCUGAACGGUGUGACUGGGACCUUGUUUUUGGUGUUCCUAGUUUAACCGUCAGUUUAGCAAGUACUUUGACUUUGCCUUCUGGUGAACAGCAAUCUCAGCUUGCUUUAUGCUUCAAGCAGUACGAAGGUAGCAUCCAACUAGCGACAGAAACUGUAAUGGAAGACACUGACUUUGAACUGGUAGCUAAGAAAUAGUGAGCUUCGAGCAGUACGGAAGGUAGCAUCCAACUAGCGACAGAAACUGUAAUGGAAGACACUGACUUUGAACUGGUAGCUAAGAAAUAGUGAUGAUGCCUCAAGGAUAAUUGUGGCCGACUUUUCUUUGAACUCCAGGAUGCAUCUUGUUGAGUUGUGUGUGUGCAUAUUUCCUAGUUCAGCUCCCUGCCUAGCAGCUCUGCUCCAUGAGCACUACGGAAAGGUGUCUUAAUGCUUCAUAGCAGAUAAAAGGAAGCCCUCCGUCCUGAAGACUAAAACUGUACACUAACUCUUGUGAACUGCAACUUGGUGACCUUCAGAGUGUUGCAUACGGGUUGUAAACCACCCCCUCUCCCUUUUUCUAGUUAUUUGUGAACGGUUUGCAAAGUCUAACUGGGGGAUUUGAAGAUGACAGUAUUUACGAUUCAUCUAUAGCUUAUGUUCCACCCCCUUUAGCAUUCAAAUAGACAGCAGCUGCCCUAAUCUUUCCUCGGUAUUCUGCGUUAAUAUAUACUGGCACAUAUAGUGAAGAUGGCACUUGGGGUCUUUCAUUUAUUGCACAGCAACAAAUGUGGGCUUCUGCACCUAAAAAGCAAUGUGUGAAGCAGCCUUUUGUCUCCCGAUUUGAAGAUGUUACACUCAAAAUUCUCAGUAUAUUGAUACAAUUCCUGUUACUGGCUUCUUACAUGCAGAGAUGGUGGUAGAAAGAAAUACUUGAAAUUAAACAAUGACAGUUGUUUUCGGUCUAGUAUGCUUUGUCUAACUCAUUUAUUUCUCUUUCCCUCUCCCCAUAGAUUUGCCUUAUAGGAUUGCUGUAAUGACAGUCUGCUUGACAAUGUUGGGUUGUUGGAGGUGUUUUAUGCAAUUCUAAACUCUGUUGGCGGCAAUCUGUGCCCAGUGGCAAACCCCUCCCUCUCACUGAGUUGCUCCUGUUGAUUGUUGAGGUGCUGAUCCCAUCUGUUAAUACUCUAACUUCUCUUCUUCUUAGACAUUCUAGAAAGGUUUUAUACAGUAUGUAGGGAAGAUAUAUAUUAUCCUAUUAAUGAAAUAUACAUUGGUUAGAAGUACAACUGUGUGAGCAUCUGCUGCUACCAAAUAUUUGUAUAGUUAGAGAGCUAUUUUUAAUUACCUGUCCCUCUGAAGGAAGGAAUGAAGAACCCUCAGGCCUGUUUCAAGAGCUGUGGUGAUGGAAAAAUAUGAAAUUGCAGUAUUACAGAGAUGUAAUGAGGUAACUUUCAGAGCAAACACGAUAACUUGAGGAUCAUUUUAAUGAGGACUUAUGGGGAGCCUAAGUGGACUUCUUGAGUGUGGCAGCUUUCCUUGGUGUUGCAUUCAGUAAUAGGGAUAGGGGGCUCUGGGGAGGCUUGUUUACUCACGGCCCUUUUGACCAAGCUGGUUUCUUGGUUCAAAUAACUCUUUCUUGAAAGGAAAACCUGAACACAUUUCUUCCUAAUAUGGAAGAGGGAAAAGCUAAUACUGUUUUAUGAAUAAUCUUGCUGCUGUAACUAAAAUUACAAAGAUACUGCAUCUGCUAAUAACACAGCACACUGAUAGCUAUGUUUUGCAUUUUGCAUGUUUGGUCCAGCACCAAGAGGUUUCUGUACUGAGUGGACCCCAAACAGUCACAGUUUGAGAAUUCUCUCUCCCCCGCCCCGCACUAAUAUUUGGUCACUGUGGAAGGUUUGUAACUCUAGCCAAAUGUUAAAUUCAAAUCCUUGUUCUGUUCAGAGACCAUACAUUAGCCUCGAUGACAUUCAGAACUAUUGUAAGGGCCAACUAGAAGAUCCCUAAGCCCUUCUUCUUCUGCAGGAGGCCCCACCCUAGAACUGGAAGGAUCCCAUUUGAGGGUACUUUCCAGCAGGCUUAUGAGAUCACCCAGCAUUCUGUGUGUGUGUCUGUCCAUGUGUGUCCCCCCCCUCCCCCAAUCAACUUCGCAACGCCUGGACCAAUAUGAACCAAAUCGUGUACAGUUGUAGGGACACCUCAAUGGCGUAGUUUGUGAUGAUGUCAUCCAUCCUGAUCCAAGACAGAUGUGUAAACUUUUGAGGUGUAAGUGGACUAACUUGUGAACCACUUAACCGAUAUGAACUAAAUUGCUACAACUGUAGGGACACAUAGGGACACCUCAACGGCAAAGAUUGUGAUGAUGUCAUCCACCCCAAUUCAAGAUGGCAGACAUGUAAGCUUUUGAGGUACAAGUGCACUAACUUGAGGACUGUCUAACCAAUUUGAACCAAAUUUGGAAUAGCUGUAGUGAGUGACACACAGAGACACCUCAAUGGUGCAGUUUGUAAUGAUGACAUCCACCCCAAUCCAAGAUGGUGGAUGCAUGAACAUUUGAGAUCUAACUUGUGGACCUCAAUUUGCACCAAAUUUAGUCCAGGUGUAGAGACAAUGAAAGGAAAGUAGGCUGAUUAGUUCUUACUAAAACAACUUGUUCUUUCUUACCAAAGAAUUCAGGAGUGGAGGGGCAUGUGACACCAUUGCCUUUCAGCUGGAUCAUGCCUUGGGAGCUGCAGCUUAAAUGGUAGUGUGCGCUGUCGAGUUGGUGUUGACUCCUGGCGACCACAGAGCCCUGUGGUUAUCUUUGGUAGAAUACAGGAGAGGUUUACCAUUGCCAUCUCUUGUGUAGUAUGAAUUGAUGCCUUUCAGCAUCUUCCUAUAUUGCUGCUGCCUGAUAUAGGUGUUUCCUGUAGUCUGGGAAACAUACCAGCAGGGAUUUGAACCAGCAACCUCUGGCUUGCUAAUCAAGUCAUUUCCCCGCUGCACCAUUAGGUGGCUCGCAGCAAUAAUUUAAGGCCUCUUCCUUUCCCCUCCUGGAGCUUACAGAAAUGGUAUCGGGGGGUUGUUGGAGGCCAUUCGGCUUAGUUGUUGGAGGCCAUUUGGCUUCCCUUGUGCCAAAUUGAAGUUUGUUUUUUCCAAGUGACAGCAUGAAGCAAGUCCAAACAGUUUCUCCUCAACACAAAUAAUCUGCCUGCAGAAAUGUGGCUGCUCAUCCAUUUGUACCUAUGUGCCACCGUUUUAAUUUGAGAAGUGGAACAGCCGAAGUAAUUUUAUUAUUUUUAUUAUCUUUAUGAAUAAUAAUUUGCCCAAAGAGUUGCGUUACUCACCCCAUGUUAAAUGACUGGCUCUUUUUUUUUUUUUUUUAACUGAAAAAGCCCUGUUUGGAAUUGGACCAAUCAUGUAAUGUAAGAACACAUAGCAACAAAGCACAGAAGUUCCUUAGAUACACAUAAUAUAACUGUAUAACAAAGAUGCUAUAUAUGUACAGCAGAUCUUUCUGCUGAUGUUCCAAGCAUCUAUGAAUCUCUUACAGCAAGGAUGUACUUCUGUGAACGUUUAUGACCUAAGGCCAAUACUAAUGUGACACAGUUCCUACAUGGAAAUGGCUUCUGAGCAGGAAAUAACAUAAAACCUGAGUUUAGACUGUGACAUGCAAUAAUAGCAACGUGUAUUUCACUUUGUCCGAAUGUAGCUAAAGCUCUGUGUGCAGUCACUACACAUGUUGAUCUACAUGCAGGUUGCAUGUUGAUCAAUGCUUGCAUGUAGGAAUGAUGUGUUUGUGUCACCAUAAGUUUCACUUGAACUGCAAGCUGUUUCAUUUGGAAUUCAUUUAAAAAAUGAAAAAAUAAAACCAUGUAGCUGUAAUAUUGCUGUCAAACAUCUCUUCAGAUUUUGAAAUUACUGACUCUAAUAUAUGUGAGGAGUUGGAUUUAAAAAAACAAAAAACCUUUGGGUGUGUGUUUCUGUUAGUGUUGCAAACAUUUUUGUGAAUAUAAGAUUUAAUUGUUUUACCUAAUACUAUAGCUACAGACAUACAUAUCACUUCUGAUAUGAACCGGAAGCAUACAGCCAUAUCUCUUGUAUAUGAAAUAAAGGAGAAAAGGGACAUUGCUGAGAAUACUAGAACAAGCACGUGAUUUGGUUUAAGAUUACGUGGACUGUGAGAAGAAUGAGGACAGCUAUAUUGUUGCAAAUAGCCCCACCCCCCGCCCAUGGAUCACAUUUUAGAUCAGUUGCCUGUAAAAUCCAUCUAUCUUUGCCAAAAUGCAACUAUCAUUCACUUCAGGGAAAGUUGUACUCCUGAAAUGCUGGGUGGCAUUUAAAGCAGCUUAUGGUGCCUAAUGUACCCUUGUAUAUGUUCCAGCUUGAGUCAUGCCCCAGCAUUGUAUGUACUAUAGAUGACAACUGUAACAAAUUUGGCAAUCUGUUCUACUUCCAUGUUCUUUGGCUUUAAAAACAAACACUAUACCUAAUGCUUCUCUGUGUUUGUACCCAUCAUGUUAAUGGUAUUUUCUUUCCUUAAGCUGACUGCACAAUAAUGUAAAUAAAAUGUAAAUAACCCAACUUUAUAUGGGUGCCCAAA